Molecule: messenger RNA, 738 nt
Organism: Symbiodinium necroappetens
Lineage: Eukaryota; Dinophyceae; Suessiales; Symbiodiniaceae
Source: the annotation of a GenBank genome assembly
AUGAGCCCCAUACAGCCCAAGGUGCCUUCUGACCUCCAGCAUGUGAUCCUCUCAUUUGCGAGCUCCUCUGCCUACGAAGUCUUUCAGUUCCAUGAGGCAGCUGAGUGUGGCUUGACCGAAAGAGUGGAGGACUUGUUACAGCAGCCCCUGGAUCCGGACUCCCACCAUUCCCACUCGCCGACGCCCCUGGGCUCAGCGUGCACAGAAGGCCACGUGGAAGUAGUGAAGUUGCUGUUGGAGGCAAAGGCCCAGCCGGAUAUGGAUUUUGUAAACAACAUUGAGCAACUCAUCUCGCCGAUCUGUGCAGCUUUCUAUGAAGUGAAACGUGGCGAUGACCGUGAAGAAAUCGUGAAGCUUCUCUUGGAUGCCAGAGCAGAUCCAAGCAAAAGGUUCGGGCAAGCCGGUAAGGAACGGACGCCCCUGGGCGUGGCGUGUGAAAGGGGCUGUGUGAAGGUGGUGCGGUCGCUUUUGGAGGCCCGGGCCGAUGUAGACUGCGAGUCAGCCGUCGUGCAAGUGGAUAGAGAGCGCCUUACCAUCGUUCAGUGUUUUGUCUCGCCCCUUGUCCUCGCAUCGCGUUCUGGCAACGUGGAGAUCGUACGACUACUCCUAGAAGCGGCUGCCCAUGCGAAUGAUGGACGCGAGAGAGGUGAGGCCCUCGCCGUGGCGAGGGACACUGGCCAUGCAGCCAUUGCACGCUUGCUGACUGAAGCCUGCGCUGCUCCGGAUGUGCAAAGGUGA